CUGCGCUACCUUGACUAAAUGCUUAUAUUAUUAGCCUGUUACAGUGAUUUUACAGCGUUAAACACCAACUGAAAGUCACGGUACAUGAUGCAUUUGCUGCUGUGGUUAAGCGCCUGUUUCUGUGUCGGCUUCUCUUUUGAAUUUUAUUGGAAGAAGGACUAUGGAAACAUAUUCAGCACAAAGCUAGAUGGGUGGAUCUACUACAUCGAGUUCACUCCUAAUUCCGGCUCCAAUCAGAUGAUCCUGUGGAGUCGGGAUGCUCCUCAGGCCAAUUUUGAUGACAGACGGAGAACAGAGGGCAAUAACUUCAUUAUUUACGACUUGACCCAGAGAGAUAGUGGCCUGUACGUUAUGAAGGACGAAAGGAAUCAACCAAAGUCAAACAGAAGAGUUGAGGUAGUAGCAAAGAGAAAGAAUUUGAACCUGCAGUAUUUUGACGGUAUUUCUCUCACCUCUGACCUGGAUCCUGGCAUUUGCAACAUUUACUUCUUGCCAGAGAGCGGACCGCAGGUAGAGAUAGUUCGUCAUGGACAGCUGCAGUACUCCAAUGAAUCAAAAUGUAAAGGAUUUAAACUUUUGGAGCCAUGUGGGCUCGAAAAGACCUUCUAUGGGUCAUGCGUUGGACAGUUUCAGGUGAGAGAUAAUAAUAACGACACCGCCCUGGUGAUGUUUGUGGAACAGAAGCCCCUGCUUCCCAAAUCCGCCAUCUGGAGUUUAGCUGCUCUUGGCUGCACAAUUAUGUCUUGUUUGGUAAGUGUCUGCUGCUGUAAAAUGAAGAAGAAAAGGGAACAAGUUGACGAUGAAGAAGAACCUGCCGCAAACGACAAGAUGGACCCUGAAUCUGUUGCACUGCAGUCAAACCAAGUCUCUGUGCCCUCUAAUUGAUACGCAGUCUCACUGCUGGCAGUUCAGAUGGACAUCAGAAGCCUCAAUUUGACAUGAAGGAAAUCGACUCUGACGUGCUCCGCUUUGAUGGUUACACCACUAAGAUGCUCAGCUUCUUCUGAAAGAUGUGAUUUUUUUUAACAGCAUGUACACCUUUAAAGCAUUAGUCUGACAUGUAGUUGUGUGUAUUGGGUCAAAGGUGGCUUCUGCUGUUCUUCAGCUGAGAAACUCCUAAAAUGGCUGCUGAAUCAGUGCUUUUAGUGAAUUAGAAAUACGCACUAGUUGAUGAAAGUAUUUUAGGCAGAUUACAAAUUGUGAUAAUUUCAAUGGAUGAAUGUUGUGUUAGUCUUUGAGUUAAAACUGACCACUUCUAAUGUGGUUCUUUAUAGAGCAGUCUGGGGUCAAUGUUGCAUUUCAAGUUGUUCAACAAAAAAAAUCGUAAUUUAACUAAAUGCAUCAGAGUGUCAUUCCAAAAGGUUGUGUAUAGUUUUAAACCUCAUACAGUUAUCAGUGUCCUAAACUUCAAAAGGUUGGAACUACAGUAAUCUUCUUAACUCUUAUUUAUAACAUCUAAACUGCAAAUAUUAGAGGCUUUCAAUGCCACUGGGGCUAUGAUUAAACCAAAGAUUCAAUUUAUGUUUCAAUCAAAUCCAUUUAUUUUAAUCAAAUGUGUUGUUCAGUGACAUAAGAAACACAUACUUGUAAUUUCUACCUCAGGGUUCAGUCUUUGUGGUUUCUCUCUAUUUUAACACAUCUCUACUAUAAUGGUCUCCAUUAGGGUUAUCUCUAACGUGAUCCGAAGAUUUUUAGUUAUCACGUUAAAGAUGUUACUUGGAGCCCAACCUGUUUGCAUCAGAAUGACACGCACAGACCGGGUUGUAACGGUUGUUUUCAGUUGCCUGUCGAGCAAUAAUGAAACCUCUCAUUAAGUUCAACCUUUACUGAGGUUGAACUUAAUGAGCUGUUUGUUGUAGCAGGAACAUUAAGCCUCUCAUCCUUUAAGUGCUUGUUUAAAUGCCAUGUACAUUUUGGCAUUCUGGUGCCUUUUAUUGUUUUUCGAACUCAAAGACCAACUGCAGUAUGACUACCUCUCAAACUACAGAAAUAUAAACCAAUGGUGAGCAGCAUGCCUUAAAAAUAAGUAAAUCUGCCUCGUAGUUGUCUAAAUGUGGAUUUGUAUUCAGUUGUUUUAUCUUUAUGGAUUUCGAGCACACUAACACUUACUAAUCCAGGUUAGAUGUUUCACUGUGGAGUGUCCUAUUCUUCUGCUUGUCUUUCUCUAUAUAAUCAUAUCAGCUUAUCAGAAAGUGACCUUUUAACGUCAUAUUUAAUAAUCUGCUUUCUGCAAACCCUGCAUGUAUUCAAAGCAAUCAGUCCCCUCUAUAAUCAAUCAAUGAUUAAAUUGUUGUAUUCUAUCUGAUUUAAUUUUAAGGUAGCUCCCCUUUGCUUGCUAAAAUCUUUAUCUGAUACUUAAAGGAAAUGUAGUUUCAAUAGACAAACCUCUGGUCAAAGAUCUUCAAAUCGUGCAACCUAUGCAUUGGCCAAUGACCAUUUUAAACAUUUUUAAAACCUUGGUUUUGAUGUUAAAACUGUUUUAAAUAUGACUAAUUUAUUCCCUGCUUAUGAGUUUUUACUUUCAAUUAGUUCCCCUCAAAUGUUUUUAAAUACAUUCAAUUUGUACAUGAAUCUACACAUGGAUUAUCUAAUGAUAAAUUUGAGCUGGAUGCUAUUACAAGAAGCAAGAAAACUAGGAAAAUAUGUGAAGGGUUCUAACCAACAUGGGGGCAGAAGCAUCGUGCUGUGUACCUACUUUAGUGAUGGUGGAAUGUCCAUUUCGCAAAACUGAGCUCUACUUUCUUCAGCUUCCACUCAUCUCAACAGUUACAGUUAAACUUGGACCCAAGUAACUGUUCCAUUUGGCCGGAAAAAAAAAAUAAAAAUAUAUAUAUAUAUUAAACAUUAUAAACACUGGAUUUAGAUUUGAUAAAAAAGUAAGCAUCAAUCCUUUGAAA
Messenger RNA from Cyprinodon tularosa, 2897 nucleotides. RefSeq lists its product as uncharacterized. Bases 85 to 885 code for a protein of 266 amino acids. Lineage: Eukaryota; Metazoa; Chordata; Actinopteri; Cyprinodontiformes; Cyprinodontidae. The transcript is spliced from 6 exons. The record is from RefSeq and is a predicted model, not a curated record.